Messenger RNA from Postia placenta MAD-698-R-SB12, 581 nucleotides. RefSeq lists its product as hypothetical. Gene Ontology annotation, molecular function: structural constituent of ribosome. Bases 21 to 446 code for a protein of 141 amino acids. Gene Ontology annotation, biological process: translation. The record is from RefSeq and is a predicted model, not a curated record. The transcript is spliced from 5 exons. Gene Ontology annotation, cellular component: ribosome; cytosolic large ribosomal subunit. Lineage: Eukaryota; Fungi; Basidiomycota; Agaricomycetes; Polyporales; Adustoporiaceae.
CGCCUAGCAAUUCCGUCAAGAUGUCCAACGAUCUCCAGUGGCUGCUCCUCCGCAACAACAAUGCCUUCAUGGUGAAGAAGGUCCAGGAGGGCCCUGUCUUCUCCAAGGAGCCGGGUAACCUCACCAACCUCCACUCCUUCAAGUACUCUGGUCUGGCCAACUCUAAGGUCAUCGACGUCAGGCCCACCGAGGGCGGUGUUGAGAUCGCCACCCGCAAGAAGGACGCAUCCCCUCACAGCGUCAGCUCUGGUUUUGCCAAGACGACAAUCCGCCCCCGCUCAGGCAGCCGACGUGUCCUCGGUGCCGCUGCAAAACAAGCCAAGCGCGGCUACCGCCCCGACCUCCGCACAGCAACCCUCGCACGCGCUUCUGCUAUCCUCGAACUGCAAAAGGAGAAGAAGCCCUCACCACCGAAGAAGACGCGUGGAAAGAAGGCAGUCGCAUAGGUGUCCUUGGGUGGUCAUUGAACUGUAUUCUGCUUUCAUCUCGCUUUCGGUAUCACUACAGCACCAUGCGUAUGUCCCUAUUCACGAGCAUGCAUAACCUAUGCGACGCGCGUAUGCAAGCGAUUUCUCUCGGAA